Molecule: messenger RNA, 1218 nt
Organism: Drosophila yakuba
Lineage: Eukaryota; Metazoa; Arthropoda; Insecta; Diptera; Drosophilidae
Exons: 2
Coding region: 1-1218 (405 amino acids)
Source: RefSeq, a predicted model, not a curated record
AUGUCUAAGAUCGAGAAGUUCAACCAGUUGUUAAACUGUCUUCGAGGACCAGCCCUUGAAACGGUUCGAGCUUUCCAGGUGACCGCAGACAACUACACAAAGGCUCUGGACCGCUUAAAGCAGCGCUAUGACAACCCGACUCUCGUAUUUUUGGAUAACAUAUCGUCACUCUUCGCAUUGCCAACUGUCGCCAAGUCAAAUGGUCAGCAGUUGCGCAGCCUAAUCGAUCAUGCAUCCGCAUUAUACAACUCGUUGCGUUCGUUGAGCACCGAGCCACAGAUUUGCGAGGCCAUGCUCAUCUCCAUAGUUAUGGGCAAAGUGGACCAGGAGACUAAGAGGAAGUGGAAUGAGUCGCUGGACUACACUACGUUGCCUUCGUGGGAAAAAUGUGUUGGAGUCGUUGAACGUCAUUGUCAAUAUUUGGAAUCGGAUAAGAAGCCUCCUGCUGAAGCCCCUAUGAGUCAACCAGGUGGCCAUAGGUCGCACUCGCAGAUGCAUCAGACAGACUACAAGACCUUUAGAUGCCCAGAACUAAUCAAUCUCGCCCUAGAUAAUCGCCUCAAUGCAGUAAAGCGCCACAAGCUAUGCAUUAAUUGCCUUGGCAGGGGUCAGCUUGUAGCCAACUGCCCGUCGACGCGGAGGUGCCACUCAUGUGCACUACCGCAUCACUCGCUGCUUCAUCGGCCAUCGCCAGGAUCGGCCGCAGCUCCCUUGCCACUCCCUCAAGCGGAGCCUGUACAAGUUUCGGACGCAGUCGCGCAUACUCACACGGAGUCUCGUUCCGACUGUAUCAUUCUGGCCACGGCACUGAUUCUGGUCAAGGAGUCAUCUGGAAGCUACAAAAUAGGAAGAGCGCUUCUGGAUUCAUGUUCUCAGGUGAAUUUCAUAUCCGAGGAGUUUGCCCAAAGACUUCGACUGCCACGGAGCAAGCUCAACUUCGAGAUUCGUAGCAUUGGUGAGACACAAACGCGAAUUAAACACCAUGCAACCACCAAUAUCAAGUCGAGGCACAAUGGAUUCGAGUUGCUCCUUGAUUUUUGCGUGACAUCCCACAUCGCCUAUCAUCCAGAAUCGGAAAUUGACAUUUCUGCGUGGAACUUUCCGCAGCACUCAUCUCUGGCUGACGAGAGCUUCAACAAGUCUCGUCGGAUCGAUCUGCUUUUGGGGACGGAAACCUUCUUCGAUAUAUUGGCAGUCGGCCAAGUUAAAUUAGGAUAG